CGCUCUGUUCACACUAGUUCUCGACCGCAACCAGCAUAUCCUGGCCACAUACCACUCACCCCAUUUGAAAAUGGAUUUCUCGCAGUCGGCUCUGCACUCAUGUCUCUUAUAGAUACUCGUCGUGCGGACAUGGUUGCAGCCUGUGGAGAAACCACUGCUGGGCCGACUUUGGUGAAGUUACGCGACAUAAUGUUGGAGUCCCCAGAAGGUCGCCGCAUUCUCAAAGAAAGGCCACGUAUCAAUUCACAAACCUUGGACUUGGAGAGGCUUCGGUCCCUUCCAGAUAACACCUUUGGACGUGCUUAUGUAGGGUGGCUUGACGCUUGCAACGUCACACCUGAUUCUCGAGAGCCCGUACACUACAUAGAUGACCCGGAGCUGGCAUAUGUCAUGCAGCGAUAUCGCGAAACGCACGACUUCUACCAUGCCCUCUUUGGAUUCAAAGUCUCGGCCCUUCCCGAACUUGCGCUCAAAGCCUUUGAGUUUACGAAUCUGGGCUUCCCCAUGACUGCGUUAUCACUGGGAGCCUCCGUGAGACUCAAAUCAUCUCAGCGGGCCCGGCUUUGGGUGGAAUUUGUCCCUUGGGCCGCGAGAUGUGGAAGUCAUGCAAGGUGCUUGCUUACAGUGUACUGGGAAGAGAGGUGGGGACAGGAUCUGGACGAAAUGAAGAAGGAAUUCGGUGUCUGGGAUCCGCCGGCG
Messenger RNA from Suillus clintonianus, 699 nucleotides. RefSeq names its product ubiquinone biosynthesis protein Coq4. The transcript has 3 exons. Gene Ontology annotation, biological process: ubiquinone biosynthetic process. The record is from RefSeq and is a predicted model, not a curated record. Lineage: Eukaryota; Fungi; Basidiomycota; Agaricomycetes; Boletales; Suillaceae. Gene Ontology annotation, cellular component: mitochondrion; mitochondrial inner membrane. The annotation marks the transcript as partial.